CGCCCACAAAUUACCCGGAAGUGGGGCAAGAGUGUUUCAUCAAACAGGAAGUACGUCAUUAGCUAGUGUUUACCUGUCUGUGCGGUGGGGGAGAUGAAGCCGGCCGUAGAUGAGAUGUUCCCGGAGGGGGCCGGGCCCUAUGUGGACCUGGAUGAGGCUGGUGGGAGCACGGGGCUUCUGAUGGAUCUUGCUGCCAAUGAGAAGGCCGUACAUCUAGACUACUUUAAUGAUUUCGGAGACCUGUUUGAUGAUGACGACAUCCAGUAAUUAUUUUCCUGAAUUGCUCAUCCAUGCAGUUUUAUGCAAGUCGGACGCAAUAUACAGAAGACCUGGAAAAGAAUUUGUUACAUGUGUAAAUAAAGCUUCUAAACCUUUAA
Messenger RNA from Hyla sarda, 377 nucleotides. RefSeq names its product COP9 signalosome subunit 9 (gene COPS9). The coding region runs from base 94 to 267 and encodes 57 amino acids. The record is from RefSeq and is a predicted model, not a curated record. Gene Ontology annotation, biological process: negative regulation of protein neddylation. The transcript is spliced from 3 exons. Lineage: Eukaryota; Metazoa; Chordata; Amphibia; Anura; Hylidae.